Limulus polyphemus (Atlantic horseshoe crab) is the source of this 2663-nucleotide messenger RNA. Its product is annotated as receptor expression-enhancing protein 5-like. The record is from RefSeq and is a predicted model, not a curated record. The coding region runs from base 107 to 688 and encodes 193 amino acids. Lineage: Eukaryota; Metazoa; Arthropoda; Merostomata; Xiphosura; Limulidae. The transcript is spliced from 5 exons.
UUGUUGCGACAACUUGCGGUAGUCUGAUAAAGUGCAGCAGUGCAGUUGAUCUAACUUGUUGGAAGAUUACCUUCUUUCUGGUUUAAUUGUGUGGCUCAUAAUCAUCAUGAAUGCAAGAUCAAGCGGCUACUUUAACAACUGUAUGCAGGAAAUAGAUGCAAAGCUUCAUGAAGAAAACAAAUUCACUAGUCUGCUUGAAAAGCUUGAGCAAAAGACAGGUGUGAAGCGACUGUAUAUUUCACUAGGGGUUGCUGUAUUUCUGGCUCUGUAUUUAGUUGUUGGAUAUGGCGCAGAGUUGAUUUGUAACAGCGUCGGAUUUGUUUAUCCUGCGUAUGCAUCUAUCCACGCCAUUGAGACUCAUGAUAAAGAAGAUGACACAAAGUGGCUAACCUACUGGGUGGUUUUUGCAGCCUUCAGCAUUCUUGAGUUCUUCUCUGAUAUUGUACUUGACUGGUUUCCAUUCUAUUGGCUCUUGAAGUGUGUCUUCUUGAUGUGGUGUUUUGCUCCAAUGGGUUCCAAUGGAUCGCACUUCAUCUACUAUAGUUUCAUCAGACCCAUAUUCCUGAAGCACAAAGAAAAGAUUGACAAUUACAUUGACUCUGCUGUCUCCAAGGCUGCUGGUUUGGCUGAUGCUACACUGAAGAAAGCUACAAAAGUUGCUGCAGAAGAUAUGCUGAAGGAAGAGUGAAUCUCAAUAUUCCUUAUAUUAAGAUUUUUAUUGUUUUAUAUUUAACACAUUUGUGUUUGUUCAGGAUCUGUCUGUACUGAAUGUAUUCUAUUCAAAUGGUGUUUUUAUUUAUAAACAGUAACUAAUUUAUUGAAAGUUUUUCUGAUUAGAAAAUUUGCUAUGAAGAUACCUUUUCUUCAGUGAUGCCAAUUAGAUAUAAAAAAAUUCAGUUAAGUCAAAAAUAUAUUUAUUCAAAAGAUAGAUUAUACCUAUAUUUACUUACUUAUUGCUAAUAAACCUCCAACAUUUCUCUAUCGUGUAUUUUUGAAUAGAGCAAAAUUUUGAAAGCUUGCAUAUAUGUUGUUUUGUCCAUAAAAUACACUUUGCUUUUAGAUAUUUUUCUUCAUGGUUUAUAACAAUGACUUUAGAACCAGUUGCUGGUCUUUUCUUUGAUAUUUAGAAGUAAUUUAAUGUGAAAAUCUUCCAUUUUUAACAAGGUUUAAUAUAAGAUAUUGAUCUGAAAAUGCACAUUUUUAUGCACUUCUUAAUUGUGUUUACAAGAUAAUUCACUAGGGAUGUGACAUAACUGUAAUUAUUGUUAUAAUGUUUGCUUUAGUUUUAAAUAGCCUGAUUAUUUUCUAUCUAAAUAUUUAAAUUUUCAAUAAACUUUACAAAUUUUAUUCAAUUUGAAGUCAUCAGGGAAAUUUGAAUAAAAUUGUUUUUCAUAGUAACCAUAGAGAUAUUAUUGUAUGUUUACAAAAUGAAAUGUUAUUGUAUUUAGAAUAGUUAUAAAAUCUGUUGCUUGCUAUACCUAAACUUUCCUGUAGGUUAGUUAAAUAAAUGUAGAAUAUGAAACUAAGUAUCUAAAGCUUUCUAAUAACUUUGAACUUGAAGAGUUAGCUUUUGAUGGUGAAGAAAUAGAUUGUCUAAGUUUUUGAUUGUGGAUAAUUGUAAGAAAGAUAAUGUUAAAAGUUAAUAUAUUCCCCAAAUUAUGGAGGCAUAUGAAAUACAUCUCAUUGUUAUGGAGUUAUUAAAUUUCUUUUUUUUUUCUGGGGCCACCCAUAUUUCUUUUGCAUUUUUCAUAUUAGAAUGAAUUUCAAGAAACCUUAAGGGUACACUCGUUUAAGUGAGUGACACUGUCUGGUUGAUAGUAGUUUGAAGAUUGUUUGUGUAUUAUGGAAUAAAACAAAGGAAAAUAUGACAUUUUGCUACAAUGUUGUACUGUGUAGGUGUUAUGAAAUCAAAAACUAAUGCAUAGAAACAUUAGUUUUUCACUAUAAGAAGAUUUUGUCAUUUUCUUUAUUAUGCAAAUCUAUCAGUUUUUCUACAAUGUUAUUUCAGAGGGGCACAAAAGUACUAAAUCUGAAAGCAGAAAAAAAGUUUGAAUUCAGUGAAGAUUGGUUGUCAUAACGGGAUACAUAUAACUUGUACACCUGCAAAAUAUAUUGGAAGUGUAUAGGAAAAAUGAACAAGACUCUUGCUUUACAAUAGCUGUCUUAACCAUAGAUCUUCAGCAGAUUUCUAACUAACAGUUGGUGGUGUACUUUUUAGUAAUGAUUUCUUCAGUGACUUGUGUUUUAGUGUAACAUUUUAAUGUUGUUAUAUUACAUUUAACUAUCAACUGACAUUUCAAGUUAAAUAUACUCAAAUUAAACCUUUUCUUUGCAUUUACUUUGAACAAUACACUAUUCAGUCGAUUAUGACUCCACAUAACACUAUAGCUCGACCUAGUAAAGUAAUAUUGAAGAGUGACUGAGCACUAUUUAAUGACUACAGCAUUAACAUUACUAUCUAGUGAUUCAUUACAAAACAUGUAAAAAAUACCCACUAUAAUACAAAAAUCUCAAAUAAGUACAUAAAAAAACUAUUACAAAGCUUAGAUGUGUAUUUCUGUUAUUAAACUUAAAUAUUAAUAGGUUUGGUAUUUAAGUGUUUUCAGAUGUAAACUGUAAUAAGCGAUGUUAUUUGGAUGAAAGUAAACUUUAUUUUGAACUUA